Molecule: messenger RNA, 3036 nt
Organism: Rhagoletis pomonella (apple maggot)
Lineage: Eukaryota; Metazoa; Arthropoda; Insecta; Diptera; Tephritidae
Product: VPS35 endosomal protein sorting factor-like
Exons: 13
Coding region: 93-3029 (978 amino acids)
Biological process (GO): endocytic recycling
Cellular component (GO): endosome
Source: RefSeq, a predicted model, not a curated record
UUAGUUUGUCACAGUCUGUUUGCGCAUAAUACGUAGCCAUCAGAAACGCCCAGAUUCAGGUUUGGUUUACCACAGAAAUUUCGAUCCUAGAAAUGGCAAGCGACUGGGAUUGCAUUCCGCACACUUACAAUGUGACCAAGAAUUACUUGCAGAGCUAUCUAACCUACGAACAUCCAUUGAAGAUACAAACAGUAACCGUAGUGGAAAGCAAGGGAACGAAACAAACUUCAAAGGAUAAUCGCAGUAGUUUCAGUAGCAAUGCAAGCUCGAGAGCUUCUUCCAGCAUUUCACUGAUCACUGAGCCACUCGGGUCGACCCUAGACGGAACAGAUCCUUUGUCUCAGUUCGCACGACAAGAGCAAGAACUCAAAGAUCCCCUAGCACAGAUGUCUACAGAAUUCCACACCUUUCAAAAGAAGUUAAAGAGACGGGAUAAAAAUGUCAUAGACGACGAUGAUUUAAGUUGGGCCACUAAACGGCUUGGCAUAUUAAAUCGUUUCACAACAUCGGAGAAGCUCUCAAUAACAACCAGUUUCCUUUCCACAGGAAGUCCAGGAGCGGAAGGAAUCAGAUCUCAAACUGUGGUGGCAGAUAAGGUUAAAUUCCGCCUUGAACAACUAGAUGACUUUGAUGAUGGUUCCAUGCGCCACAUGAUUGACCUAACACAACAGGAAUACAUACAGCGUAUUGAACAGCUGAACCAGGAGUUGGUGCAAUCUUGGAAUGAUGAUCAACGUGUUAAAGCAUUAAAAAUUGUCAUACAGUGCUCAAAAAUGCUACUAGACACUUCAGUUCUUAGCUUUUAUCCCAGCCAAUUUGUACUUAUCACUGAUAUACUUGACAUGUUUGGUAAAUUGGUAUAUGAACGGCUGAAUAUAAAGGCAUACAACGUUGGCGAUGGAUGCUCUGGCAAGUUGGGGAGAACUGAAUCAUUGCACGAAAGUGCACGAGAAACUUGUCAGAACUGGUUUUUUAAAAUUGCAUCUAUACGAGAACUCCUGCCCCGUUUAUUUGUAGAAAUGGCUAUAAUCAAAUGCUACGAAUUUAUAACUCCAAACGAAUUUGAUAAAUAUCUCCUCCGUAUCACGAAAAUGAUCCGCGGGAUUGGCGAUCCUUUAGUGCAAACGUAUGCGCGCUGCUAUUUGGUUCGCGUCAGUUUGAGCGUAUCAACGAAUAAAGAAUGCAUACGAGAAAAUUUUAAGGAUUUUUUAAAAAUCUAUCAUACGGUAAUUUUUAGCGGCGCUAUUCGUUCGGAGCUAAAUCGUCAGCAUGUUAGCAUUGAGACUUACUUGGCUCUGUAUGGUCCGGCAUUGGAUUUUAUAUUAUCAGCGCUUGUUCACAAAUGCAAUCUCUACACCGAGGAAAUAUUGAAUGAGUGCAAAGGAAUAAAAAAUAAUGCGCCGUUUUUGGUAUCGAUAUUGAAUUCUUUCAAGCCUGAAUUCAUCGCGGCUAAUGCUUUAGAAUUCGUCAAAUUACUUGGUGAUUCCAACACUGAAGGCAUUUCAAAAGGGCAGUUGUUUCGGGCACUUGGAACUAAUGUGAGUGGCUGCCCACCACUGCCAGAGCAGCGAUUACCGUUUUUAAACGCUGCUUUUAACACCAUUGACACUUUUACUGAUCCAGCAGAAUAUAUGAAUUGUGUGGAAGCUUGGGCUCAAUUCAUUACAGAAAAUUUUCCAGUAUCUGUAAUAAACGAUUUGCUAGGAACAAUUACAUUAAGGAUUAACGCCAGCAGAGCAUAUGAGAAAUAUUAUACACAGCUACAAAAUGUUUUAGACAAAACACUCCAAUACUUUAAAAAUACGGAGUCACUUCUCAUCCAAGAAAAUUUUUUACCAUACGUUGAUCUUUUCCAAAAGGAUACAGUGAAGAUAAUUGUUUGCAAAAACAUACUCACCAUGUUUAAUCUGAAGAGCGAGGAGAAGAUUUCUGAUGAAAUUGUAAUAAAUGCACUGAUGUACAUUGGAAAAAUUCUUAAUGACUCUGUGACCUCUUUAACCGUGGAAGAUGAACGCCGUCAGAUUUCUCAGUUAAUUAGUAGUUUUAUACGCAAGGUGGCUUUUCCUCGAGACUUUGAACGUCACCUAAGCUUUUAUGUGGAAUCACGCGAUGCUUUCACUAAUUUGGAUACUGUAUAUAUAACAUUGGUUAAUGCAGUCAAUAAGUUAGCCAUUGAGACAUAUCACUUAGUUAACGGGAAGCACACACGUAAAACGGGGGCCUUUGCUAAGGCAUGCGCCGCUUUUUGCUUCAUCACUAUUCCUAGCAUUGCAGCGAUUCAAACUCAAAUGGAUUUAUACUUGCUGAGCGGUCAGGUGGCAUUAUUAAACCACUGUUUGGGGCAGGCUGAUGCGUGCUUUGAAGCCUCACUUCAAUUAGUCAACGAUUUGCCGCGAUCAGUAGAGGUUGAAGGUAAAACGCGCAGCCUAGAAACGUAUCUGGUUUCAUACCUCUGCAACAUGUUGGCUACAUUGGUAGUAGUGCCGGAUAGUCCUGAGGAAGGCGUGUUGUAUUUGUUGCGUCUAUUACUAGAUGUCGUAAAGAAAUUCCCCUUCGAUAGUCAUAGCUCUGGACCCAUUACUGUGUAUUUGCAUGUUUUGGACAUGCUGUAUGUACAAAGUUUAGAGGAAUUUCCUUACCAUAUACCCGGCGUUGUUUCCAACGAUGAACUGUAUGGCCAUGAUCCGAAAUUCGUUGCUGAAGUCAAUAAUAUGUGCGUCCAAGUCGUGGAUCAAAUUUUGGUUCAGUUAAAGGUACUUGGUACAGAAAAACAACAACGUGCGCAGGCCACUCUAGCAUUGGAGCUAUUCUUACGCAUUAUACGAUAUGCAGAUUUAAGCCGUGACAAAAUAUUCCAAUUAGCUUUGAACCUUUGGCUGCUUGCUGUCAAGGCGGAGGAUCAUAUUGAUGCUAAAUUAAUUCCAUGCACGUUGAAGAGCCUUGAAUACACUUACAAGCAAGUAAUGAACACCAAUACACAACAUGCCCAGUCGCUGGCACAAUUGAUGUUACACAUUCGAAACAAGUAAUCUAAGA